Messenger RNA from Aspergillus thermomutatus, 1167 nucleotides. RefSeq lists its product as uncharacterized. The record is from RefSeq and is a predicted model, not a curated record. NCBI's taxonomy places the organism in Eukaryota, Fungi, Ascomycota, Eurotiomycetes, Eurotiales, Aspergillaceae. The coding region runs from base 1 to 1167 and encodes 388 amino acids. The transcript has 4 exons.
AUGACGCUGUGGAACUCCAAGGUCGUCAAGAUCAUUGCCGGGUUUCUGUUCAGCAUUCUGUUCCUCAAUGCGCUGGUCAGCAACGGGGUCAACUACACGGCAACGCGACAAAUGAUCCGUGGCGGCCAUCGUCGCCUGACGGAUGAUUCGCUGUACGAGGCAACCCAGAAUGAGACCCUUGGAUUCGAGCAUGUCUAUGCCAUUGGUCUCAAGGAGCGUACCGACAAGCGCGAUUUCCUCGCUCUGGCGGCCUCGAUUGUCGGCUUUCGUGUUGACUGGUUAGAAGGAGUGAAGCCAGAGGAUGUCCAUCCAAAAUCGCUUCCAGAGGGAAUGAACAUGACUAUCAUCAAGCCUACCGUUGCAGCCUGUUGGCGAGCUCAUAUGAAUGCCCUUCGCACAGUCGUGGAAAAUCGGCACGCAACUGCCCUGAUUAUGGAAGACGAUGCCGACUGGGAUGUCUCGCUCAAACAGCAGCUUCGUGAAUUCGCCCGAGGACUCCGGACGCUUUCGCGCAGCAAGACCGCCUCGAAACAAGCCCCUUACGGUACAGAUUGGGAUCUUCUCUGGGUCGGGGGCUGCUCAACCGCUGCCGGAGUCAAUGAGACCGAAUUCUACGCAAUUCCCAACGAUCCGACGGUUCCAGGGAUGAACCGCCGCAGCUUCUGGGUCGACCGGCGGGGCCCCCUGGACAAGUGGAAGCACCGAUUUCCCCAACUCCCCGAGGAAUCAACCCGGUAUAUCUAUCGCGCAGACACCGGCUGCUGUCUAUACGGAUACGCUGUGACCUACGAAGGCGCCCGGAAGAUACUCGCCUCGUUGUCAGUGGACCACCUGGAGAUCGCCGUGGACAAUGCCCUGGGCGACAUGUGUGGAGGCAAGAAUCGUCCUCGGAUCCAAUGCUAUGCGCCCCAUCCGAAUCUGAUCGCGACGCAUCGACGCGCGGGCUCCUCCUUCAAGGACUCGGACAUUGAGGCCUACGGACAGGACAACUGGCAUCCAGCGGAGGCGUGGGAUCUGGUCUACAGUACGAAGCUCAACCUUCAGCGCUUGCUGGGAGGCCAUGAGACGGUGCUGUCUCAGUGGCCGGACGACCAUCAUCCAUGGUCGCAGGCUGAGUUGAAGGUGAAGGAGUUUCAAUAUCCGCAAGGGUUUCAUGUUGCUGUUUAG